Molecule: messenger RNA, 5587 nt
Organism: Colius striatus (speckled mousebird)
Lineage: Eukaryota; Metazoa; Chordata; Aves; Coliiformes; Coliidae
Gene: GATAD2A
Product: GATA zinc finger domain containing 2A
Exons: 11
Coding region: 345-2057 (570 amino acids)
Biological process (GO): negative regulation of transcription by RNA polymerase II
Cellular component (GO): NuRD complex
Molecular function (GO): sequence-specific DNA binding
Source: RefSeq, a predicted model, not a curated record
UGCCUGUGCUCCCGCCGCCGUCCCCGCAGCACGGACCGCCCGCCCUGUGUGUCGGGGGCUGCCGCGCGCAUGCUCCGCCGAGUGACGCCGCGACUCCAUGUGUGAGAAGCGCAUUAUUUGGCAAGGGGAGCCGCGGCGGAGAGGAUUUAGCCGGGGAUCCCGGGCGGCGCGGAGGAGAGGGCGGCGAGGCGCGAGGGAAGCGGAGCGGGGAGCGGCGGCGCCCGGAUGCGCGGGGAGCGGCGGGGAACGUGCCGCGGCGUGAGCUCCGCUGCAGUCACUUUCAACCCCUGGGCCCAGUCAGGAUCCCACCUGGAACCCAUGAACUUCACUGACAGAGCCUCACAAUGACAGAGGAAGCAUGCAGGACACGGAGUCAAAAACGAGCCUUAGAACGUGAAGUGACACAUAACGAUGUGGACAGUAAAAAACUAAAGAUGGAGAAAGGACUGUUAGGAACAGAUCUAAACACUGAAGGUGACAUGAAAAUAAAAGCAGAUCCUGGAGCUGGAAAAGUGCAAGGAUUGUUAAAAAGUGGAGAGGUGAAAGCAACCAUCAAAGUGGAGGUUCAGACGGGAGAUGAGCCUGUGGACAUGAGUACCUCCAAAAGCGAAAUAAAGAGAGAAAAGCGAGUCCCCUCGCCGGACGUUAUAGUGUUAUCUGACAAUGAGCCUUCUAGCCCUAGAAUGAAUGGUUUAACAAAGAUAGCAUUAAAAGAGACCAACACAGAGGCACUCAUGAAAAGCAGCCCAGAGGAGCGUGAGAGAAUGAUUAAACAGCUAAAAGAAGAGCUACGGUUAGAGGAAGCAAAGCUGGUCUUAUUGAAGAAGUUACGGCAGAGUCAAAUCCAGAAGGAGACCACUACUCAGAAGACCUCUUCCACUCGUAUCCCAGGCACUGUCAUUCCUCCUCCCUUGGUGCGUGGAGGGCAGCAGACUUCAUCCAAAUUAGGAUCUCAGCAGAACACGCAGAUAGUGAUGCCGCCUCUUGUCAGAGGAGCCCAGCAAAUCCACAACAUCCGGCAGCACUCGAGCACGGGGCCGCCUCCGCUGCUGCUGGCACCACGGGCAUCGGUGCCAAGUGUCCAGAUCCAGGGGCAGAGAAUCAUCCAGCAGGGCCUGAUCCGAGUGGCCAACGUCCCCAACACCAGUCUGCUGGUCAACAUCCCACAGGCUUCACCCACUUCCAUCAAAGGUACCACGGUGACAUCAGCUCAGGCCAAUGCCACGACGACCAGCGCCGCCUCCCUGGGCAGCUCGGGGGAGUCGCCAGCCAGCCGGCAAGCGGCCGCCAAGCUCGCCCUGCGCAAGCAGCUGGAGAAGACGCUGCUGGAGAUCCCUCCUCCCAAACCACCAGCCCCAGAGAUGAACUUCCUCCCCAGUGCAGCCAACAAUGAAUUCAUUUAUUUAGUGGGAUUGGAAGAAGUGGUGCAGAAUUUGUUGGAAACUCAAGGUAAAGGGUCGGUUGCAGUCUCAUCUCGUGAGCCCUACAUGUGUGCUCAGUGUAAGACUGACUUCACCUGUCGCUGGAGGGAGGAGAAGAAUGGAACCAUCAUGUGUGAAACCUGCAUGACAUCCAAUCAGAAAAAGGCCUUGAAAGCUGAGCACACUAACAGACUGAAGGCUGCCUUCGUGAAAGCACUGCAGCAGGAGCAGGAGAUCGAGCAGAGGAUACUACAGCAGACUGCAUCUCCUGGGCAGACCAAGGCAGACCCUCUUGUGCAGCACCACUCACUCAAGCAGGCUUCCAGCCAGAUGUCUCGAGGUCCCUCUGGAGCCCCACGAGGUGUGUUGCAUGCAUUUAGCCAGUCACCCAAGUUGCAGAAUGCAUCAUCUGCAGCAGCACUUGGGAGCAGGCCAGGUAAGCAUGCUGAGAGACCUGUCAGCAAGGGCAGCGCUGCCUCCUGGAAGAAGACUUCCAUCAAUACAGGUGGGGCUUUGCCUUUUGUUAACCCUAGUUUAGCUGUGCACAAGUCCUCUUCAGCAGUAGACCGCCAGCGUGAAUAUCUCCUGGAUAUGAUCCCCCCACGGUCCAUCCCACAGUCUGCCACGUGGAAAUAAUGCAGAGGGAUGCCCCAGAGGAAGACUUUCCUGUUUCUGCCAUCCUUUUUAUACCACAUUACAGUGGAAUCUGCUUUAAUCCCAGCUGGAUAUGCCCCAGGCUUUAUAGGAUGCAAGAAGACCACUCCUCAUCCCAUUGAGUGCUGCUGUCCCUGCUAUGAGAUAAAUGACACCACGUGGGUGGGGAAAGACUCGAAGCUCAUUUGGUUCUCAGAUUCAUAUGAUUGACUGAUGAUGAAGGCUGACAGGGAAGGGGAAGAAUUCCCUCUGGUUUCUUUUUUUUCUUUUUGAGGCUUUAUGUAUUUAGUUUGGGGUGUUUUUGUUGGCACCAGCACAAAAGGACUCGACGACUCUCUCUGCCUCUGGUUUCUUUGUGAGUAACUCCCUGGGAACGCAGCAUCCAGCACGGAUCUCACUUCAAGGACAGAGGAGUUUCACCCCCACAACCCUCCUCCUCCCCCCAUCUUGCAGAUGCAUUUAGUGAGCCCAGUCUGUGUUUGCUUUUCUUCCCUGCCCCUCCUCCAGCCAGGAAGGCAGUCUCCAGAUCAGAACCUUUCCACAUCUCCUGAGGAUGAGCUAAUGAGAAAGAAAUCCAAACUCAAAUCUCAGAGCUGAGGAUGAGGUUGGUUGGUUGGUUGUUUUCCUAAGGGACUGGCUGCCACCAAAACUCAUCUUGCUAGGUGGGAACCAGUGCAGGAGUUCUCUCCCUUUUGUUGGAUUCUGUUUUGAAUAGACUUGGAACUGUUGGUAGCCUAAAAAUCUAAUUUACUGACUAGACACUUUUGCUCAGUCUUUGUAACUCAGCGAGAGCAGUUGGGCCUCUCAGAUGUUCCCAGAGACUUCACAGUGAAACUGGUUUGGCUGAUUUUCUUUCUUGGAGGGUUGUUAUUUUGGUUGUUUGGGGUUGUUUUUGGUUUUUUCUUGGUGUUCUUUGGAGCAAUUCUACUCCAAAAUAGAAAUGGGGGGGGGGGGAAAGAAAACCCAAGUUAAAAGGUAAGAAUUGCAGAAGCUGCAACACAAUCAGAAAGGGCAAGUGGAGGGAGCAGAGGAGCAGGAGGCCAUCGGGCCACAGGCUCCUUCCUCUGCCCACACACCCACUGAGAAGUGGCCUGGUGAGUGUGCCAGCACGAGGUGGGCACAGUGAGGGCAGAAGUGCCAGCCCUCACCCCACCACAGCUCUGUUCUUCCACACAUGCUCCUCUGCACGGCUCUGCAGCCUUUCAUUUGGGUAGAGCUUUAGGUGACUCUGCUUUAAGGACAGGUUUCUAUGUGGUUUUGAUCUCUUUUCUUUCUCGGGUGGGGAGGAAUUCCCCAGGUUUAAACCCAAAUCCAUCAGAUGGGGGGAGGGGGGGGGGGUUGGGUUUUUGUUCUGUUCUUCUCAUUCCCUUCCCUCCCCAUUCCCUGUGCUUCUCCCAAAUUAAAGUUGAGUUCAAGUGGCAGAAAUACAUGCCUUACUUACUACUUAUGUUGCAUAUCAGUGCUGGAAGGAGUGCUGAUGAGAGUUAUUUGCAAGAUUAUAUAUAUAUAUCUAUAUAUCUAUAUAUAAAAAGAAAAAGGGGGGAGGGGGUUACUACUCAGCCUGGGCUGAAUCUAUUUUCUUAGCAGUUGCUGUUAGAUCCAAUUUCAACCAAGAACUGGAGAAGGUUUUGUUCCCCCUUCAGCUCAAACUAUUGCUUAGUGAGAAAGGAAACCCAUUUGGUUUUCAGCCCCUCUUUCUGUUGUGUGAGUAUCAGUAUUUAGAUACUUGGAAAACUGUUGGGUAGGCAUAGAAAAAAAAAAACCCUAGGUGGUUUCUUAUUUUUUGUUGCUGUAUAAAGCCCUGGAGUUCCCCAUUUUUUGGCUUUUGGCUUUGGUUUUGUUUGACAAGUGUCUAUGAGAGAGCUUCAGCCAGGGGGGGAGAGGAAGCUGGUUGAGGGGUUGAAGCUUCAUCCUUUUCAUUCCAAGGUAUUUGGGAUUGGGAGAUGCUGGGAGAGGGAAAUUUGAGUGCAUCUUAUUUUUGCACUUUGAAACAUGAUGGCAAAAAGCCUCAGUUCUUUACCAAUGUGGGAGUUUAUUUAGGUGGGGGGGUUGGGGUUUUGUUUUCACUCUUCUAACAGACAACCUGUGUGAUCAUCCAUGCAGAUGUCUAACACUGUUCAAUCACCUGGGAAGAGGGUGUUUGUUCCACCAGAACAAGCAAAAACUUCUCAAAGCUGAAAGUCAGAUGCCUUCUGGGGAAGCCUGGACAGCUUCUUAGUCCCUUUCCAGCAUUGGGGUGACUUUGGCUUCAGCUGAUGCUGGGGAGGGGGAGGAAAGGGGAAUGGAAAGACGGACACAGGAGUAUUAAACUUACCUUGGUUUAAAAGCCAUGUCAAAACCUUUUUGGAUGCCACCAGUUCACUUGGAAAUGUAAAUUUCAGCACAAUGGAUUAGGGGAGACUUAAAAUAAGCCUUAAAAUCAUUGAGAAGACUUGUUUUAAGAUUGGGAAGUGCACAAGGAGUCUGCACCUCCUGUCCUACCAGCACUCAAUGCAACACCCCAGCCUGGUUCUGUUUAAUGUAGGGUAAUAACCCCACCAAGACUUCCUGUACAUCUGGAGGUAGGAUUGUUUUGAAGGCUUUGGAGGAGAACAGGGAGUACUACAAGGAUUUAUAGGCUGUUUCAAACUGGUUUUGACAUCGUUUUGGCUGGCUCAGAGUGCUGCAGGUGACUUGGAAGGGUGUAUUUAUUGCCUAUGUGUUGCUCCAAGGUUUUAGCUGAAUGCACCAGGAAGAAUUAAGUGGUGUAGAUGUUGUUCCAACACCAGAAGAGUUGCUUUGCCCUCAAAACUGCACACUCAGCCUCUGUGUUGACUGGGGUUAGUUGAGGUACCACGCUGGCUUUCCAUAGCCCUUCAAACACUGGCUACAGUCUCUCCAGCUCUCCUCCCCCCAUCCUUCUGCUCCCCUUCUUGGCAGGAUAAAACAAACACAAACCCAACCCAAAAUGAACUGGAAAAAAACCCCUACAGGCCAAGCAGAAAAGCUCAGUCAGAUGGAAUAUUCCCAUGGUGGUGUGACCCCCCCACCAAGCGUUACCUCGUCUGGGGAUCGGGACGGAGCCGGGGAGGGGUUUAGACACACUGUGAAGAACAAAUCUCUGGUGGAUUGCUCCUGCUGCCCAUUUGGGAUUCCCAGCUCCUGGAUAAGAAGAAAACACCCUUUUCCUUCAGCUCCCUCCAAACAAGAGAGUGAAGGUGCUGCCCACCCGUCUGAGCGCUGACUGGGAAUGGUGGCGGUGGAGAAGCCCAGAGCCCCAUUCCCCUGACCCUCCACCACUGCUUCGCUGCAAACUGCUGCAUGAGCUGGUUUGACAUUGCUCUGGAUGCUGCUUCCCCCCCCUCUCCUGGGGAGAGGGUUUAAGAGCAGCUUUGGUUCUUGCAAGCCAUAUAACCUUUACUUUGAGACCUUGCGACUACAAGAUUUUAUAAUACAAGUAAGAAUGGAAAAUGACUUAUUGUACUUAGAUUUUAGCAGAACUUGUGAAAUAAACCCCAGAUUUUCAUUGGAAA